Molecule: messenger RNA, 2214 nt
Organism: Closterium sp. Naga37s-1
Lineage: Eukaryota; Viridiplantae; Streptophyta; Zygnematophyceae; Desmidiales; Closteriaceae
Source: the annotation of a GenBank genome assembly
AUGACGGGGAUAUCAGGAUCGGAGCAGCAAAUCCCUGCUUCCGCAGGCCCGGAGGCGGCUGCGGAGUGCGAGAAUGCGACGAGAGACAUCACGACGGGGGAGGCGGGGUCAGCGGGGGAAGUGAAAACGGCCGGCGACGAGGAAAAGCCUCUCCUUGGUGUCGCAGGUGCGGCGGAAGCCCCGCCGCCAGCGGCGGAGACCGCCACAGCGGAAGGGGGAGAGAGAGCGGCGGCGCAGGGGGAGGCGGAGACGGGGGCGGUGCCGGCGCCGAUUCCGUCUGCUAAGCGGUUGCGGGAGGAGGGGGAUGAUGUCACUGCUACUGCUGCGGUUGCUGUAGGUACCACUGGCGCAGCGCGCGGCGGUGAUGGCGGUGCAGACGAGGCGCGUGUUCCAGGGGAAAAGGCGGGUGGAGCGGCGGCGGUGGCGGUGGAGGAGGUGAAGCCGGGAUCUCAGGAGGGAAUUGGUGGUCAGGGAAAGAAGAAGAAGGCACGGCGGCGGCGCGUGCAGUGGGACGAGGGCAACCUGGCGUACUGGGAGGAGCACCGCACGCCGCGGCAGCGCAUCGACGAGCCCAAGACGCCCUUCCACUCCCUGGGCCCUGACUCCGAGGAAGAGCACCUUCCUGGAAGCAGCACGGCAGGUGCAGCCACAGCAGGCAGAGGAACGGCAGGAGGGUCAGGAGCAGCAAGAGUGGCGGCGGUGGUGGGAGGGAGCAGUCGAGUGAGCGAGUGGACGUCAUCAGAGGACGAAGGGGAUCACUCGGAGUUUGAACGAUGGAUGGAGGAGCAAGGCCACACAUACAAAGACCCGGCGACUCUCGCUGCCGCUGUUGCUUCCGGCACUGCUCCUGCCUCCUUGCUUGAUGCGGACAUAUACUACAGCACAGGGAGGGACAAGGGGAAGGGCAAGGAGCCAAUGGGGAGCGUGGCGCCGAGCUUCAGGGAGCACAGGAAGCGGCACUAUGAUGAGUUCAAGAAGAUGAAGCUGCUGCAGGCUGAGAGGGCGGAGGCAGGGGAGGAUGUGGGGGAUGAUGGGAAUGGUCUUGUGCGUCAGGGGGUGGAACCUGCUGCUGUUGAUCCUGCUGCUGCUGCUGCUGCUGCUAAUGUGAUUUAUGCCCCGCCUUCCCUUCCCAUCCCAUCUCCUCGGGAACUGGCCACGACAGAAUCCAGAUCUCCUCAAAUUCCGCCAGCGAGAUCGGUCAAAAUGUCAUCGGACGCAUCGAAUCCGUCGCAGUACGUGAAGCUGAAGAAGGAGUACAUCACGGACCAACCAGACACGGAGCCCGGGGAGCUCAGCCAACCUGUGGAGGUCCCGCAGCUGGAUGUGCAGCGGUGCUUCGAGUGCGGCCAAAUCCUGCCGCAGUCGUACGAGCCGCCUCAGGACGAGCCGUGGAGCACGGGCAUCUUCGCGUGCUUCAAGGAUCAACGCAGCUGUAUCCAAGGUUUGUUCUGCCCGUGCGUCCUCUUCGGCAAGAACGUGGAGGCGAUACGCGACGACAUCCCGUGGUCGGCCGCGUGCGCGUGCCACGUGAUGUGCAUCGAGGGCGGCGUGGCGCUGGGCACGGCGCUGCUGUGCUGCCCCGCAUACAUCACGGUGGACCCGCAGACGCUCUUCCUGCUGGGGGAAACGCUCUUCUUCGCCUGGUGGAUGUGCGGCAUCUACACGGGGUUGUUUCGACAAGAGCUGCAGAAGAAAUACCACCUCAAGCUUUCCUCCCUCCGUCAUCUUUCUCAAUUGUUCACCUCUUGUUUCCUCGCAUCCUUCACAUCUCUCUCACCCCCGGCCAUCCCCUCUCUCCUCCUCUCACCCCGUCUCAUCCCCCUUCAUCGCCCCUCAUUCCCUCCCGUUUACUCAGAUCCCCCGCAUCCCCUCAAAUCCCCUCCCUUCCACCAUCUUGCUGCCCCCGCCCACCUCCUCUCCGCACUCCCACAGUCCUCCCCUCCCCCACACUCUCACCUCCCUCGUUCCUCCCCUCUGUCCCCAUUCCCCCCCUUUUUAACCAACCAGAACGCGCCAUGUGAUCCGUGUUGCGUGCACUGCAUCCUGCACCCAUGUGCGCUGUGCCAGGAGCACAGGGAGAUGGUGAUCCGCCUGCCUGCUCUUGACGAGGGGGUCAGCCUUAACCCACCACCACAGCAAGAAAUGGCUGCGGUGGGUGGUGAUGCUGCUGCUGCAGCACCCAAUGGGUCAGGCGAGAUUGCCAGGGAGAGCUAA